AUGUCUUUAGUUCAAAUUACACAUCAUGACGAAUUUAUAUACAAAAUUCUUGAGAAGCCUCCUCCAGAACCACCAAAAACACCGAGGUAUGAAUCCAAAUUGGAGCGGCAGCUAAAAGAAACCAAAAUUCCUCAGUUGAAGCGAACUUUUGGAUAUGCGGAGACACCUUUGAAACCACCUGAACAAUUUUUAAAAAAAGGUGAAGGUAUUGGUCAGCAAAGUAAAAAAUCGGACCACAAAUGCUUAGCUUCUGGUAAUCUUCCACCAGUGCCGAAACGGCCGCCGCCAGGAAAGGAACCAGAGAAACCAAAAGUAAACUUUAAGGUUCUUAAUAUAAAAAAAGUUAUCAAAGCAAAAGCAAAGCCCGUGGAACCCAGGUUAGUGGAUACGAGAAACGGACAUAUUAAAAAAAUCAAAGGUUCGGGUGAAGUCCCAGAAUACUGCCUCAGGCAAGAUUUCGGGCAGGUGCCAGAGUACUUAAUGAAAAGAAAUAGAAGAAUUCAAAAACAAUUGGAAAAAAUUAAACAGGCUGAGGAGAAUAAAGAAAGCCUUUGCAAACUUAUAACUGAAGAAGAGCGAUUGAAACUUCUGGAAGAUCUAAAACACAACUGGCAACUAAUGCAAAAAGCGUUUUUACAAUUACCCAUGCUCACCGAUACGAUACCGAAAAUACUCAAAAAAACUAAAAUGGAACAGGAACUUCGGCAGUUGGAGAAAGAUAUAGCAUUAAUUGAAUCAAAUCCUUUUAUCUAUAUCUAUGAUUAG
Parnassius mnemosyne (clouded apollo) is the source of this 765-nucleotide messenger RNA. The record is from the annotation of a GenBank genome assembly. Lineage: Eukaryota; Metazoa; Arthropoda; Insecta; Lepidoptera; Papilionidae.